Messenger RNA from Parnassius apollo (apollo), 324 nucleotides. Lineage: Eukaryota; Metazoa; Arthropoda; Insecta; Lepidoptera; Papilionidae. The record is from the annotation of a GenBank genome assembly.
AUGUCUUCAAUCACAAGACCUGUUGCACCUGUGGUUACACAAGCUGAUGACACGGAUAACUCGGAAGACAGUUCAGAAGAUAACUCGGAAGAUGAUGGCGAUGAAGAGUGGAAAAAAGUGCAGUUUCCACACAUUCCGCCUACUGAGAAAUUUGAUGACAUUUUACUGCGACCAUCACAGUUUUUUCCUAAUCGAAGUUCUCCUUGGACAUAUUUCAAUAUUUCUUUCAAUGAUGAAGUCCUAUUGAACAUAGUUGAUCAGACAAAUUUAUACGCAGCCCAAAACCGACAGAAAGAUGGGGAUAUUGUAACAUUGAGGAACUAA